CUCAAUCCCUCAUGUCAAGCUGGAGAGCGUUUCUGUCAGAUGUUUCAAUCUUGAGGACUUACUACUGAUCUCGGUGCCACCCUUCUACAAAGAUCUUCAGAAUUGGCCAUAGGCGUCCGCGGCCACCGUAGAGUGUCCCACCUCGUGCAUAAGACAAGGAUCUCAUCUUACCCGCAUCGAUCUGACCCAUACAUCUUUACGACAUGGCCACACCAAACCUUCUGACAAUUCCAGUAGAGCUGCGGGAGUUGAUAUACGGCUUUCUUUUUAGCUCUUACACAAUCAUCCACGGCCACAGAGGAGCCAGCAAAGCGGCCGUUGAGCCUCCCUCCUCGCCGCGCAGCUUGCUACUCACAUGUCGUCAAAUACACGCCGAGGCCUGGCGUUACCUCCCACUCAAUUGCACCCUCCACUUCCGCGGUACUGAGGACCUCCUUAAAACAUUGCUCUCCGUCGACCAAAGUAUCAUAACCCGCCUGCGUCACAUCCGCGUCUGCGCCUUCCCAUUCCCGCUCUAUGCAGACGACAAACCGGAAUACUAUCCCAUAUACUACUUCGCCAAUGCCCUAUCUUUCUUCCCAGGCCUUUGUCUCGAUGAGCUAGAAGUCUACGACUGCUGGCACGGCACGGGACAAGGAGACGGCUGGCGCGACGUAACAACGUAUCUGGAUAUCGAAGCGCUGCUCAAGAGUGAUGCGUGGAGGCGGCUGACGUACAUCACGCCUUGCACGGAUUUCAUCGCGUCGGGCUACGAUCACAGACAGAAGCGGCAGCAGCAACCUAAGAACUGGGAUGCCCUGCUCAGAGAACGCGAUGGUGCAGCUUCUGAGGCAGAAGUCAAGAUGUGGAUUGUGCCGCUCAAGCAAGACCAGGCUAGAGACGAGGAGAGGACGGAGGAUGGAAGGAAAAUGCACGAAUGGUCUGCGAGGCCGGGACAUCAGAUUGUUCAGAAUUGGCGGCUGGCUACGCCGGAACAGAGUCUCAAGGGUGAGGUUAGGAUUGUGGCGAUGAGGGCCAAGAAGGCGAGGGUCGUGCAGUUGGGGUUGCAGGAGAAGAAGAGUUGGGCCGAGCUUAAGAAGCAGAAAGGCGGUUUUGUGAGAGAAGAUUGGACUCCGUAUUACAACGAUAUGGCGGACGCGAUGGGAUGGAUUUAUGGGGGUUAUGGAAGGAGGAGGCAAUUGGCCCAUCAGGCCAUGAUUGGUUGAGGAGGGCGACAUUGUGAAGCCGUUCAAGGCACAGGAUCUUGCAAAACACAUUGAAUGAUAUCGAUAUUGCCGUUUUGAGAUUUGGCCAUGGUUCAGAUCACUAUG
Messenger RNA from Didymella exigua CBS 183.55, 1310 nucleotides. RefSeq lists its product as uncharacterized. NCBI's taxonomy places the organism in Eukaryota, Fungi, Ascomycota, Dothideomycetes, Pleosporales, Didymellaceae. The record is from RefSeq and is a predicted model, not a curated record. The coding region runs from base 204 to 1205 and encodes 333 amino acids. The transcript is spliced from 2 exons.